GUCACUUGCUCUUCAUUGUCAAUGUGCACACCUUUCUUUCAAUUGUGCAACAGCAGGGGCGCUGUAAAGGUUUGAGAAGAUCUUUGUGCUGGAUGAUGGUCGUUGGACUCCUUGGCGGUGGAAAUGCUCAGAUCUGCUGUACAUAUCUUAACUGUCAUGUACCUCAAGCGUAGAACCUUACGGAGCUGAGCUCCAAACUCAUGCUGACGUGCUGAUGAGUGGGAAGCUAGCUUGCGGUGCAUCAAAACAUGGAACUCCCGGGGUUUCUGAAAGGGCGUGGAGUGGUGUACGUGUUGGUGGUCACUCUUUCGCUACUCAUUUACAUAGGACUAACCGGACUCUAUGGUCUGGGUCCUCUCGCGCCCCUCGACGAUGAGGACGAGUGGACUGCCUACAGCAUUGAGAUCUCGGCGCUUCUGCCGACCGUCCAACAAACAGCUCGUCGCGCCACUCCCGAGGAACUGGUCGCCAGCGGCCAGGCGACUCUCCCCCAGCGCAGCGAACCCCAAAUCCGUGUCAACCCCAGCAGCUCUCAGCCGCAGUCUCGGGGCACUGACACCGGGGGCGCUCAGGAGGGGACCUCUGUCAAGCUGCAAAAGCGAUACAAGCUGUCAGUUGGGGGGAAGAGAGCGGAAGUAAAGAGGCGGCCGAGGGGGAAUCAUGCUGGGGCGGAAAUAGGGAGGGGGAAGGAGGAAGAACCGCAGAAGCCGCCCCCGGUGCAGGAGGAAGAUCCGCUGACGCCGUCGGACAGGAUGCUGUUGGAGAAAAACGGGGUCUGGGAGGGCAUCCGGUUGGGCGUCUCCAUCGGAUACGACCCCCCAGUGUGGCAAGGCGAGCCGCCAGAGUUCCCGGUGGUUUCACCCGGGCUUGACGACCCCCGCCAGUUCAUCUUUGAGUGCAACCGGAGCAAUCCCCGAAGCGACGUCUGCACUGUGCGAGGGAAUGUCCAGCUAUACGCCGACUCCAAGACCUUCCAAAUGUUUGCGACCGGGAAGAACCCCCCGACCGGCAUUCUCUCCGUCACGCCGUACGCGCGAAAGGCCAAAGGCGAGGUCGCGCCCGGCAGUACGACCACCCUGGAGCUGACGAGUUACGGCCUCAAAACUGAUGCUGACGUGGCACGUGAGCUGGCCAACUGCAACCGCAACGUGUCAGUACCGGGAGUCGUGUUCUCGAUCGGGGGAAAAGCGGACAACUACUAUUACGCUUUGGAAGACACGCUCGUUCCGCUGAUCCUGACAAGCUUCAAGUACGACCGCGAGGUGGUCUUCCUCCUGCUGGACUGGCACGAGUGGUGGCUAGAACACUUCCGGGGGGUGCUCAAAACGCUGUCAAAGUACCCCCCCAUUCUGAUUGGCGGCCCCGGGGUUGAAACCGAGCGCGACCAGGAGCACGCCCGGGUCAAGGACUGGGUUAGGAGUGGCUCAGCGAGCGUUGAGGGCGAAGAAGUUGGUCAUAUUGGGGUUGAGGAAGGGGUUAAGGGUGCGGAACACGGGGGUGACGAUCCGCGGGCGGUGUUUGAGAAACCGGCGGAUCUGCUGCCGCUGCUAACCAGGAGACGGAAAGCUCUGGGGUUGGAGGGGUUGCCGGAGGGGUUAGGCGCGGGUUUGGAAAAAUCAGGGCAGGGGUUGGAGAAACCAGGGCAGGGUUUAGAAGAGCGAGACAGGGCUCUGAGCGCGGGGUUAGAGCGGGUUAAUCUGUGGGAGGAUUCGGAACUAGAGGAUGAAGAGGACGGGAGGGGAGAAGACAAAACCUUCUUUCGGAAGCUUUUGCAGCUGUGGACAUGGCAGAAGAAAGACGUCGCUGCAAACAAGACGGAGAGUGGGUUGGGGGCGGGCCAGAGAACCGUUCCGGUUGACGAGAGCGUGACACGUGGCAGCAAGCGGACACGUGGCAGUUGGGAGUGGGCCCCGAUCCCGGGGGCCAAGGAGAGGCGGGCCGCUGUCCAAGCGGAGGUUUGGCCCGAGUUAAACACUCACGACCGCAACAUUUACUGCUUCCCCGAGCUGGUGAUCGGCUUAACCACGCACGGUAACCUGCGGGUUAAUCCAAUAUUACCGCCGUUCGUCAGUGGCGCCCAGUUUAGUGACCGGUGGAAGGCGCUGGUGCACCCGGGGUAUGGGUUCUCCGAGGAGGACGAGGCGCUUCUUCCCGUGGUGAAAAGUGCCCGGUUGAGACCAGAGCCUCGGACUCAUAGGAACCGGCCGAAACUGGGGUUGGCUCUGCGGAGCGGCCCGGAGCGGCGGAUCAUAAACGAAGAGGCGUUCAUUUACUACGCAAAAGCGAUUGGGUUCGACGUGGUUCUGAUCCCCGAGUACGCGUCAAUUGAGGAGCUGUUCCAGUGGAUGCAGGGGUUGGACGUCUUCGCGGGUGUGCACAACUCGAUGCUCGCAAACUUUUUGUUUAUGCGAGCGGGGUCGGUUCUGCUUCAAAUCGUGCCGUUUAGCAUAGACUGGCAUGCGGAUCAUCACUACGGGCAAGGCGCGGUCGCCAAAGGGCUAAAGUAUAUAGAGUACGAAGGGUCUUGGUGGGAAAGCUCCCUCUCCAAAGCGUACCGAUUUGACGAUGACGUGAGGAGGGACCCGGAUGCGGUGUACCAAAAGCAAGGUUAUCUAGCAUGGCGGGAUAUUUACAUGGGUCAGAGUCUUUGGCUUGAAAAUAGCAAGGCAAUUUUGGCAUUGCGGUGCGCGAAGCGGUACCUACUGCAAAAAGCAAAUGGAACUGCGGAGGAUCCACCGGUUCCCGAGUAUGUACGAGGAAACUUCUAUUUUGAAUGGGGUGAAAUGGACCCAAAUUUAAAUUAAGCAAAGCGUGUUGAAAGAAGCCCACAGUCGCCGAGAGCACAGCCUGUUCUAAAGACCUGGAAGUUGGUGACUGCGCAGCGGCAUAUUGUUAGUGACGGGCGUCUGGCCUGAGCAUUUUUUGGAUACAGCCUCAGUUUCAC
Molecule: messenger RNA, 2944 nt
Organism: Klebsormidium nitens
Lineage: Eukaryota; Viridiplantae; Streptophyta; Klebsormidiophyceae; Klebsormidiales; Klebsormidiaceae
Source: the annotation of a GenBank genome assembly